Messenger RNA from Linum tenue, 323 nucleotides. The record is from the annotation of a GenBank genome assembly. NCBI's taxonomy places the organism in Eukaryota, Viridiplantae, Streptophyta, Magnoliopsida, Malpighiales, Linaceae.
ACAUGAUCAGGGCCAAGAAAUCCACCGUCUUGACGCUUGCUGAGAAGUGCAAGAAUGUACUGGCUUCUAACUGGCAAGGUCAUCUCCAUACAAUCAAAGCAGAUGCAAAAGGAAGCAAGGAGGAUGUAUACAGUUCAAAGGUGAAGUAUAUAAUGAAGAAAGGAAGGCCAUUCAUAUGGGUACAAGACUAAGAUAUGCACAACAUGAAUACCAUCAUUGAUGAGCGUAGCUCAUUCUCUGUUGCUAGUCCCUUCCCAGGGCCCUUGGCAAAUUUACUGAAAUUGACAGAUAAGUUACCAGCACGGAUCGCUCUAACUGGGGAC